CGAUUAUUUCGGAAGAUUUUCGCAUCUUCUUCCCUACCAGACCAGAGUCUCUCUUUCUCUCUCACACACACUCUCUCUCUCUCUGUUCCUUCUAGCGAUUCCGAAGAGAAAGAUGGCAGUCACGGCCUGAGUUAAUGGCGGAUUUUGGAUGCGGAUUUGAAGAAUCAUUUCCACAAGAAGAGGAGCCAUUGGAGGAAAGGAGCCUCAACCUCCUGAAAGACUCCAAAAUCGAUCAAGCUUUUGCGGAGGCAAAGGAGAAGAAAAAAGGAGGGAAGAAGCAUAAGGUGAAAUGGAUGAGGAGGCCGAUGGUGAUGCCCGAAGCCAUUCUCGAGUUUCUUGACGAAAACCUCCGUGAAAAUGCCAUUAGAUACCUUAGCAACUUCCUCAUCGAGAAAAGGGAGGAAGAUCCAUGUAUGUACAACCGUGCUGGAUUUUUGUUGUAUUUUUCCUGUGGUACGAUGGCUACUUUGCUACAGAAAAGGGAGGAAGAUCCAUGUAAUUACAACCGUGCUGGUUUUUUGUUGUAUUUUUCCUGUGGUACGAUGGCUACAUUGCUACAGGAGGUAGUGAGUUUUUACAGAAUGAUGUCGGAACAAGCACUAAAUGUGAGAUCCAUCAAGCGUCUUGCUAAUGUUCUUACUCUUUUCCAGUGUAUUGCAUCUAAUAAUGGAACAAGACAGAAGUUCGUUGAUGCCUGCAUUCCAGAUUACUUGAUCCCCUUGAUACAGUUCGACUGCACAAUAGAUGUGUUUGAUAACAUUCGUGCUAUUGCCCUUUCAGUUAUUGGAAUUUUAUGCCAGGCUGGAGAACCGUUUGUCAUUGAUUGGGCUAUUAGAAGUGAUGUCGCUGAACUCUGCCACACCAUUUUGGCGACUGCAAGCGAGCUUAACAAAGUGAUUGCGAUGCAUAUCCUUGAAGCCAUAAUGCGAGACAAUUUUGGAAUCUCCUAUAUUUGCAAUCCUUCAUGCCAGCUACUGAUUGGACUGAUGCAGACAUGGGAGAACUUGGUCAAUCUUCUCUCAGUUGACCAAGACUUUUCUCCUCGUCUACUCUUCCAUAUCAUUAGAUGCUACAUCAUGCUCUGCUCCAAUGAGAGGGGAUGUGACAUUGUUGUGCAAGGAAUUCCAGUUGCUCUUACCAAUGGUACCUUUUGUGACAUGAUAGAGGAGUUCCCAAUAAUUGGGGGAUUGCUUGUUCAGCUUCUCCUCUAUGUUGACAAAGUAAAUGAAGAAACUCUUCCAGAAAGAAGAGUGUGUAUGUUGUUCCUUCAAAAGGAUGCAUGCACGAAUGAUCUCUGCUCACCUGAUUCUGUUCCCAGUGCGAAAACACCUUGUAGGUCUACUGAUCUUGGAAAAAAUUCUUUGCCUGAGCUUCCAUUCGAGAAAAAUGAAUCUAACAUGUCAUUCUGAUU
Molecule: messenger RNA, 1411 nt
Organism: Dendrobium catenatum
Lineage: Eukaryota; Viridiplantae; Streptophyta; Magnoliopsida; Asparagales; Orchidaceae
Product: cell differentiation protein rcd1
Exons: 12
Coding region: 135-1409 (424 amino acids)
Biological process (GO): mRNA catabolic process; negative regulation of translation
Cellular component (GO): P-body; CCR4-NOT core complex; CCR4-NOT complex
Source: RefSeq, a predicted model, not a curated record